Molecule: messenger RNA, 2183 nt
Organism: Bradysia coprophila
Lineage: Eukaryota; Metazoa; Arthropoda; Insecta; Diptera; Sciaridae
Product: acyl-CoA dehydrogenase family member 11-like
Molecular function (GO): acyl-CoA dehydrogenase activity
Source: RefSeq, a predicted model, not a curated record
GUUGAGGAACAGAAUAAAAGUGCAGACACAAACAAACGCGUUGUGUGUGGAUACUCAUUCGUCAAAAUUAUACAUUUUGCAUUGAUACAAAGCAAUAUUUUUCUUCCAGUAACGAUGUUCGCCAACGUACGAUAUGUUCGGUUUCAUAGAUUCAGCCGUGGAUACAAAAGUGAUCCGAAACGGUACGCCCGCCAGUCUCAGUUGAUUCAAACAGAUCAGCAAGGGAAAAGUGUGGAAGUCGAUUUUGCCCGAGCCAAACAUGGCACAUUUUUUCAACAACCACAUCAGCUCCGCAAUCCUUGGACCACGGACAUUUUUGCAAAUAAAUUGGCACAAUCCUAUAUGCCGAAAGAGAUUUUCACGCAAGUAACCGUUGAUUUGUCCCGGUUCGGUGAUAGAAUUGUCAAUGAAAUCGAUGCGCUUGGUACUCAGUGCGAGAAUGAACCACCAACUUUGACGCAUUUUGAUGCUUGGGGUAACAGAAUUGAUGAAAUCAACACCUCUUCAGCGUGGAAGCAACAGAAAAUAAUAUCGGCUGAAGAAGGAGUGGUGGCAAUCGCGUACGAAAAUGCUUACAGGGAAUAUAGUCGAAUUUACCAGGUGCUCAAACUGUUUCUGUAUGCUCCGUCGUCGGGACUUUAUUCCUGUCCGAUUGCAAUGACAGACGGUGCAGCCAAAUGUAUCAAAUCAUUAGGAUUAACGAAACAAUCGAGCUACAAAAAUGCCUUUGAACGACUUACAACUCGAGACACUUCCCGAUUUUGGACAUCCGGACAGUGGAUGACAGAAAAGGGAGGCGGCUCGGACGUCGCAAAUGGAACAGAAACGGUUGCGGUGCAUGAAGGCGACGACGUGUAUAGACUGUUCGGUUACAAAUGGUUUUCGUCGGCCACUGAUUCCGAUAUGAGUUUAACUUUAGCUCGGAUCGUCGAUAGCGAUGGAAACAGUGUCCAGGGAACGAAAGGUCUGACGAUGUUUUAUUUGGAAACGCGAAACGAGGGCACCGACGAACUGAACAACAUCGACGUGGUGAAAUUGAAAAAUAAGCUGGGAACUCGGCAACUACCGACAGCCGAACUAUUAUUGGAUGGAACACGUGCGAUCAAAAUGUCGAAUGAAGGCAGAGGUGUUGCGUCGAUUGCCGACAUGCUUCAGAUAACCCGUCUUCAUAAUUCGCUGAGUGCCGUUUCUGGAAUGAGACGUUCCAUAGCAGCGGCAGCUGAUUACGCAACCAAGCGUAAAGCGUUUGGUAACAAACUGUCGAGAUAUCCUCUGCACAACAAUGCUUUGGCCGAACUUGAGAUAGAGUCUCGUGCAGGUUUUGUAUUAAUCGCUGAAAUGGCUAGACUGCUGGGUGCCGAAGAAAACAAAGUGGCUACCGACAACGACAAAUUGAUGUUACGUUUGUUGAAUCCCGUUGUUAAAUUGUACACAGCCAAACAGGCCAUCCAGGUCGCUUCAGAAUGCUUGGAAUCAUUUGGUGGUCAGGGAUAUAUCGAGGAUACCGGUCUGCCGAAACUGCUUCGCGACGCUCAAGUACUGAGCAUUUGGGAAGGCACAACCAACAUUUUAUCGUUGGACGUGCUACGAGUGCUGACGAAAUCCAAUGGCCAAGCUCUCGUUUGUUUCAAUAAUGUGGUCAGCGGCAGGCUACGAGCGGCUCUUUCAACCGGCGGUGACUUGAAAGGUUCAGCUGAAACGGUUGUUGCUGGUUUGAACGAAAUGGCCAAAGUUAUUACAGAGAAUCCGCAGUUACUCGAAGUUGGUGCGAGAUAUUUCUCCUAUUCGUUGGCGCGAGCCUAUUCCGCUGCGGUUUUGAUUGAUUUGGCUACGAAGACCGGUGAUAAGGACUUUGUUAUUACAGCAACGAGAUGGUCGUCACAAGACCUGUUUCCAUUUUUGACCAACAACAAGAAGGGAAUGUUCUCGGCGCCGUAUGCUAAGGAGAAUUUCGAUAUGCUAUACGCUUAAGAAGUGUUUUAACAUACCAGGGGGCAAUGUGAUGUUUUUUUUAUUAAUUAAUUUUUAUACGACCCGGUGUAUUGUGAACGGAGUCUAUUUUCUACGGGUUUCUGUUACACUGAAUUAUAAAUUCGAAAAAUUUGAGUUUAACGCAAAUGAGUAUGUGCCUUAUUGUUGGGUAUACCAAUCGUGAGAUUUUCAAUAAAUUUAUUUUAAAAUUC